Molecule: messenger RNA, 894 nt
Organism: Sitophilus oryzae (rice weevil)
Lineage: Eukaryota; Metazoa; Arthropoda; Insecta; Coleoptera; Curculionidae
Product: acylpyruvase FAHD1, mitochondrial
Exons: 6
Coding region: 152-793 (213 amino acids)
Cellular component (GO): mitochondrion
Molecular function (GO): acetylpyruvate hydrolase activity
Source: RefSeq, a predicted model, not a curated record
AAUAUAUGUUUAUAUAAAUUCUAAAAAUCAUUUAUUUAUUUAAAAAUUUCAAAAUCCUCUUAAUCUUUUCAAUGAGUUUUCAAAUUCAACUUAAAGUCCUCACAAUGUCUACGCCUUUCGUUACAAGUAAACGUAUAACCAUACUUUGGUGAUGUGCGACGAUUUCGUAACAAAGGGUACAAAAUGUAUAGGCGUGGCAGCAAAUUACAACGAACUUUUAAAAAUUUUAAACAAGCCAGUACCUAAAGUACCGGAUUUCUUUAUUAAACCAAUCAGUUCCUAUAUAAAGGAAUGCCAAAAAAUUAUUAUACCCAAAGGCUUUAAAGUGAAUGAAGAAAUAGAACUUGGGGUUGUAAUAGGGAAAAAAUGCACAAAAGUACCUGAACAAAAUGCAAUGGACUACAUCAGUGGGUACUGUGUAGCCUUAGAUAUGACCGCGACAUGUAGACUGACUGAAGCAAGACAAACUGGAGGCAGCUGGACUUUAGGUAAAGGCUUCGAUACAGCCUGUCCCGUAAGUGGAUUUAUUCCAAAAUCUAAAAUACCAGACCCCCAUAAUGUUGAUCUAUGGUGUACAGUCAAUGGUAUACAAAAACAAAACGGAAACACAAAUGAUUUGGUGUUCAAUGUACCAUUUUUGGUAUCAUACAUAUCGAGUUACAUCACUUUGGAACCUUAUGAUGUUAUAAUAACUGGGUCACCACCAGGAAUGGGGCCUGUUCAUAAAGGAGAUGUCAUUGAAGGAGGAAUUAAAGAUAUUGUUACUAUAAAGUUUGAAGUUGACUCUGAGUAAACAAGAAGUUAAAAAAAUAGAGUUUUAAAUACACAGUAAUUAAUAUUUAUUUCAAAAAGAAAAUAUUUUGGACAAUCAUCAAGAAUACUUUGGUUGUAAUA